AUGGAACAGAACAGGAAAAUCAGUUGUGAGGCUAACGAGACUGAAUUGGGCGUGAAAGUCCUUGCUGAAGCUUCAGAGGGAGGAGAACCAAGGGAUGCUCAAAGUUCUAACGACAACACUGAGAAAUAUCAGCUUGAAAACGAACAUCAAUUUUGUCUUGAUGCAGGGACUAAAACAGAAGGAUGUAAGGGAGAAUCGAGAGCCCCUGAGUGCGAUGGGCCUCAUUCCGAUGAAGAGGCUGCCACAACGCCUCAUUCUGAUGAUGAGGCUCACUAUGACAGGGGCUGGGCCUGGGUAGUAUGUGCUACAGCAGCCUUGAUGGAGUUCUUCGUCGGGGGAUUGAUAACAAGCUCUGGAGUGAUAUAUGCGGCUUUAAUUGAAGAAUUCGAUAAAUCAAGAGUAGAAACUGGUAAUGUACUUUGCACUAUUUGAUAACGGACAAUUACAUGCUCAUAGGAGUUUGAACUCUAGAACUGAAACACCUCACAAUUUAACGAUUACAAUUCACUUCGUUAAGCAUCUUCAGUUUUUUUGUCUUUUACGAUUCUCUCGAUGAAAAUCAGUUGACAUGCUUGAUCAUAGAUAUCUAAAGAUAUUGUAAUUUUCUGAGAAGCUUCUCGUAGAUAUUUGGAAAAAAAAUCGAUUGAAACAUCCUUCUCAUUACAAAUCUAAGAGUCUACGAAUUCAAUCAUUCUUUUUUUUUCUUAAUAGCCUGGGUGAGCGCCUUAGCUGUUUCCACUUACUACGGCUUCUUCCCGCUCGGCACCGUUCUUAGCGAGCGCUUUGGAUGCUGGGUAGUUGCCUUACUGGGUUGCCUGGCCUGCUCCAUCGGUUUGUUUAUAUCCUCCUUUGUCACCAGUCUCCCAUUGUUGUACCUCACCUACAGCUUCCUUUGGGGCCUGGGCGCCUCUUUGGUCUACUUCGCCAACCUGUUAAUACUCACUAAGUACUUCAAAGCGAGGCUUGCAUUUGCUAAUGGACUCAUAGCCCUUGAUGGUGCUAUCGGCGGAAGUGUAUUGAGUCCCAGCAUGCAACAGAUGCUUAUUUACAUUGGAUUGGCAAAUAUGUUUCGCGUGCUUGCAGGCGCGUAUCUUCUCCUCUCAGUCUUUUCACUUGUCUAUCGCUCGAAGCGUAGAGUUUUGCCUCAUCAGAAUGAUGUCAUAACUACGUUUGUUAAGAAGAGGCGUCUUUUUGACUGGGGAAUUUUAAAAAACAAAGCAUUCUUAAUGUGGAUCGUGGUUGUUUCCAUCUUCAUGCUUGGAUACAUGGUCCCCUUUGUACACUUGGUGAGAUUUUAAACCUUAUUUGUAUUUGUCUGCUGUUAUAACCAUUUGGUUUUGUUAUAAAACAUAAAUUUGUAUAAGCGGAGUCCAACUUGCCGUUCGUUCAAUUGCAAUCGCUCCUCUUUUAGAAAACCACCCUUCGUCCUUUGUAGCUUCACACCGAUUAUGAACGACUUGAAAAUUUCACAGGAGUUAUUUACUUUCAAUCUUCAUUUUCCUUUUUAUAGGUGCGCCUUGCCGAGGACAUUGGAAUCGACAAGACACGAGCCUCUCUUCUUCUAACGUUCGUGACAGUUGGAUCAGCAUUCGGUCGUGUCAUCGUCGGGCGCUUAUCGGAUAUCCAACGUUUCAAUCGCGUGUACAUCGUUCAGUUAGCGUUCCUAGUCAUAGGAUUGAGCAACUUUGUGGUACCAGUUACUGAAUCUUACCCCAUUUUAGCUAUAAAUGCGUUCAUAUUUGGAUUAUUUGCCGGAGCUUAUCUGAUCCUCAAUCCUGUGAUCGUAUGCGACAUUCUUGGUCCGGACAAAGUGUCGUACGGCUUAGGAAUGUCCUUCUUGUUGUUGUCUGUACCUCGCACGCUUGGACCACUGAUUGCCGGAAGAAUUUAUGAUGGACUGCAGAGCUAUGCAAUUGCUUUUUACAUCCUGGGAGGCACGACUUGUCUAUCAGCCUUCUUGGCAACUUUUGUUUCAAUCUUGAUUCGAAGAAAAGUUGACGAUAAAAGUGAGGGUUGUAAAAAUAAUGAGCCUUCGGUAUAA
This is a messenger RNA of Pocillopora meandrina, 2041 nucleotides long. The record is from the annotation of a GenBank genome assembly. Lineage: Eukaryota; Metazoa; Cnidaria; Anthozoa; Scleractinia; Pocilloporidae.